Penicillium olsonii is the source of this 1314-nucleotide messenger RNA. Lineage: Eukaryota; Fungi; Ascomycota; Eurotiomycetes; Eurotiales; Aspergillaceae. The record is from the annotation of a GenBank genome assembly.
AUGCGCGGUUUACAAUCCAUCCCAGCCGUUCAGAUGGCAUUCGCCUGCAUCGCCUCGGCGAGUACUACAAUCCCACUUCUCUCGACUGAAUACGGGACAGUCUUUGAUGCCCCCAUGAAAAUUGGCAAUCAAAGUUUCCACAUGCUCGUCGACACCGGAAGCAGUGAUACAUAUGUGAUGAAGACUGGGUAUACUUGCCUCAAUGCCACCGACAACCUCGUCAUGGGUGAAGAGGAUUGUUUAUACGGAAACAAGACCUACCAGCCUUCUGACACCCACGUUCGAGUCGCAAAUGAGAAUUUUGGUAUCCAAUAUGGCGCCGGGCUUGCCAGCGGUUAUUUCGUAUACGAGAAUGUCUCGCUGGGAAACGUGACCACCAGACAGAAAGUCGGCAUUGCCAAUCGAUCCAAUCCAAUGGGAGAUGGAGUGAACAGCGGCUUAUUAGGUCUCGCAUAUCCCUCAAUUACCUCGGCGCAUCCGGGUAAUGUCACAGACAACACCACCUACUGGUACAACCGUCUACCCUAUGAUCCCCUGGUCAACACCAUGCACAAGAAGGGUCUGGUUGAGCCAUACUUCAGUCUUGCCUUGGCACGAUCUCCUCAAAACACAUCUACGGCUUUCGGAGGAUACUUGACACUCGGGGGCCUUCCUCCCGUCAGCUAUAGUCCUGAAUUCGCCGUGGCUCCGGUGGAAAUCACAGACAUCCCUCUCAAUUUUACCUCUGGGAAGCGUGUUCUCUCAUACUGGUCGACGACAAUCCGCGAGGCUGCAUUUGGGACAUCCUCCAGCAAUCUCACCACCAUUUCGACCAAGUUCCAGACCUUCAUUGAUUCUGGCAACUAUGUGACCUAUCUUCCCUCUUCCAUUGUCGACCGCGUCAAUGCCCUCUUCUCGCCCCCGGCCGUAUACAACGAGGAGUUGAAAGUAUCUGUUGUCGACUGUUCUGCCAAGCCACCUCAGUUCGGGUUGAAGAUGGGGAAUCAAACAUUCUUCCAUAAUGGAUCUGAUUUGCUAUUUCGGCUUCCCGACGGCUUUUGUGUGUCCAGCCUCGUUGCGUCUGAGGAGGUGUCCAUUGAAGGUCUGACAGUGAACAUCCUCGGAGUGUCUUUCUUGAAGAAUGUGCUUACAGUAUUUGAUUUCGGGCGCGAUGAGAUGAGAUUUGCGAAGUUAUUGGAAGUCGGUGAAAAUGGCACAGUCUCCGGCAAUGAGACUCAGCCUGCAGCGUUUUCGAUUGCUGCGAGAGGGACAGUCCCAUCAAGCCUUGCUGCACUUGUACUUUCUAUUACUUUGAUUUUCGUUCUCGGUUUCUGA